UAGAGCAAUAAUACACAACAGUAUGUGUACGAUGUGUUCCAAUAGUUAAUGUAGACAAUAAUGUGAUUGAUUGAAUGGUUGUUUGAUAAGUUGUGGAGUCCUGACGAAGUGGUGAUAUGACCCACUACGUUAACCGUUCACUCUCCCUCUUUCUGUUAGUUCUUGCCUUUGAGGGGGGGUUCUGCCUUAAUAAGGAGACAUGUGGAACGGUGACGGAGGGGGCUGUCAAGAAGGAUGCAGAGUGCGUAAAGGUGGAUUUUUAUCAUACUCAUCUCGAGACUCUAACUUGUAAAAACACAACGUCAACUGAACUGUGUUGGAGACCAUGUGACAAUGCGAGCUACUUGACAGACAAAUACAUCACCUUUUCCAAUAUACUGUCGCCUACUUAUAACAAAACCAAGUUGUCGUACGACUUGAAGAAGCUGAACAUUAUUUACAGUAUGGGGGAAUCAUUCAUGUUCGCACUGCAGAAGACAUCUCUGUUUGAUUUGAUGGAAAAAAUAAUAACUGAGAAAUGGUUUGAGGAUGGCUACACACAGGGCAGAAUUCUACAGGUGGUUGAAGCAGAGCUACCUUGGUUUAUUGUGAUAGGAUUCCUCUUGUUCCUGGUUAUCGGUCUCACCUUGUUCGUUACUUUCUCAAUGUUAGACGGGCUUUUUGGCUGGACUGAUGGCACUAAAAGACAGAAGAUGGACCCCUCCAACGGUACUUGGGUUAACUUCUAUGGAUUCCUUAUCAUAAUCUUCACCAUUAUGGUUUUGUGUAGCUGUCUGCUCUGUUUUGUGGGCAACGUCCUGGUUACUGAAAACAAGGGUCAAGCAGCUCUUCAGCUACAGUUGGAUUAUAAUUGGAGUAUGGCUUACGAGGAACAAGGAGCUCAGCAAUUGAGUGAAUUCAUAUAUGAAUUCAACGAUCAACUUUUGCCAAAGUUGGUAGAAUGGUAUAACGAGGCAAUACCAACAGCAGUGAGCAGAAUACAAGCUGUCACAACAGCUGAUCUAGCAAUAUUACACACGGAGGUGGCAACUCUUAAUACACAUUUGAAUGGAGCGAGGAAAAUAUCGGAACUGAUAACUACUGUACAAGAGAUGAUGAAUUUAGCAUCCUAUGUCAGUUCGAAUAUCUCGUCAGUCAACUGCACCAAAAUGAUACCCACAUUAGCAGAUGCAUAUUGCAAAGCAACAGAUUUCACUGAUGCGGCUAAUGACGAAUGCUGGACACAAAAGGACGCUGAAGAUUUCAGCAAGCCAACUAAUACGAUGAUAGAUGAUUCCUGGCCUGUAGUUACAACAUUAAUAGAGGAGAAGCUAAUUGAGGCUAUGACGAACUCAUCCAAGAUUAUUGUGGCAGCCUGGGAUGCUAAGAUAUACGAUGAUUUCUUGAAGGGAGAGGCACGAUGGAAUAAACUUAAGACUACGUUGGAAGAGAGAACAGCUACAUAUAGAGCAGCAUUCGCCCUACAAGUAGCCCAGGCGAAAAUAAUGGCAUCAAGUCAGAUGGAAAGUUUCAUAACCCAGCAAAAAGUGGGGUUCAAAGAUUUCACUCAAGCAAUUCAAUUUCCUAACUACUUUUUUGGUGAAACCUCGCUCCUUUCAGACGUCAAUCAAGUGAGGUACUUCGCAUUCAUAGUGGUAAACGCCCUGAGUUUAGCGACAGUGUUUGUGGGGGUAUUUGCCUGGUGUGUGGGGUGCUGUAACUUCAAGGCAGACCAGAGACCAACCUCCAGAGGAGCCAAGUCACAUUAUCCGGGUAUGAUAAUCUACUUCUCGUCGUAUGCCGCGCUGUUUCUGUCAUUAUUCUGUAUCAUGACCGGUGUCAUCUACUUUAUUCCCACCUCACUCUUCGCUUUCUCUUGUGACGUCUACAAGAAGGCUGAUGAAGCGAUGCACAGAACGGUUGUCCAAGAAGAUGAUCAAAACUUCUUUGUGUUCUGGGACAAACAUCUGGUAGUUGACUACAACAUCCUGGCACUUUACACCCACGGACAGAAGAAUUUCAACCUGACUUUCAACCAGUUCUUCAGAGCUUGCCUGAGAGACGACGCUCUGUUUGAUGCAUUAAAACUGGCAGAAAUUUGGCCGACAAUACCGGACAUUUUAGCGGUGAACGAGACAUUGGAUACGGUGUUUCACGUCAACCAGCUCAAAUUGGCAAAAUUCGACGAUCAAAUUCUGAUGGAGAAAGAGAAAGCAACACUCUGCCAAACACUGCACCAGACUCUAGAGGUACUGCAGUUCACUAACCUGGAAGCGACCUUCAAGAAGGGUAAGACGACCCUGUUUAAUGACACACAGGCCAAUGUUGAAGCGUGGCAGGCGAAUAUUGAGAAUUGGAACAAGAAAAUGAAGAAGAAACUGAAAAAGGAGGAUGAUUACAAAGCAUUCAAGGAGCACUGCCUUGAGAAAUGGGUGACCAAUGAAGAUAUAAUAAAAGACAUGGGAGAAUGGCAAGAGGAACAGGAAGAAGCAGCUAAGAAGGCGACUUCAAAGAGGAGACGCAAACGGUUCAACUGGGACGAUUUCGACUCAGGGGGUGGUGAUGAUGAUGAUGGAGGCGGCAGUAAUACUGACUAUUCUAAACUUGGGAUUGGUGCUUUGAGCAAGAAAUUCAACACACUUAUGGCAUCAUAUGACGCCCUAUACACGCAACUUAAUAUCGACAUAUUAACAUCAAAGAUACAUUCUCUAAAUGCAUACAGUAAAUGGAGUGUCCUUCAACCAUUCUAUCUCGAGACCCGGGGUCCUACAAUUCUAUUGUCGACGAUAAUAGAAUACGGAAAUAUAAUCCUGACAGAGAUAGACUGCUUUGUGAUAACAGCUUCAAAGCAGAUUGAGCACCAAAUGGGACAGUGCCGCACUAUCUAUGAUGUGUUGGACGGAACUAUGACAUACUUCUGUAACUUCUUGGUCGGCCCAAUGACCAUCACCUGGAUCUCCUUCCUACUAGGUGGAAUAGCUCUCAGUCUCUAUAUCCAGGCUGCUCGGGCUGUCUCCAUGUACUUCCUGAGGAUGGACGCUGUACAUCCGGGGGACAUCUCACAAGAGGAGAAAGUUGCCGCUAUGAAGGGGGACGGAUAGACUCUCUGAAAGAGUACAUCCAAAUAUUUCUGUGCCGAACAUUCUCCUUGGACUAAUUAUCCUGGUGACAGUAGUACUGCUGGCUGCUAUAGUUUACGCUAAGAAACCAGCAGAAACACCCUCUGAGGAAACGGAAAACGCUGACCGCUCCCACUUUUCUAAAAUCAGGACUACCGUCUCCAUGUGGAGGGACUGAAAAAACAAGGAACUGAUUUGUUGAGUGUGUAUCUCUGAAUUAUUAUUCUGAUUAUUGUUUUAAUGGACAUGUAUGUUCCUCACGGAUUGGUUAUGUUAUAUAUUGUUUUUCAGUAUUUGGGCGAGAAACGAGACAAUAGACAUCGUGUGAUUUUAAACUUUCUGUUUCAUUGAUUUUAAACUUUCAGUUAGCUACUAGAUUGUUGAUUAAUGUUGAUCAUGGCAACACUCAGGAGAUAGGAUUUGAGAGCUUUGCGUUUGAGGAAAGAAUUAAUUGGAUAUAACAGAAUAUUCGAAUCGUCAGUAUAGUUGGCGAGAAACGGAGGUCGUGUUCAUUAAAUCACAAAAAACUGUCAAAAUAAUGUUGAAGAACUUCAGUUAUUGCUUAACGAUCCUUUUAAAAGUGUCUAGAUAUGCCCUGAUCACACAAGGAAGGAGACAUCUAGCAACAGGAUCAGUAUUCAUAGAGGGAGUUAAUUUAUAUUCUGAAAUCUGAACAAUGCAUUAAACAUGGGAGUUGUUAUUGAGUCUCACAUUCAACAGAAAAGAUAGUUGUGAUUUUGAGAAAGUUGUUUAUUUCCCAUUACUGUAUUGUUCCAAAUAUAAAUUAACUUUUCCAAUAAAAACUUCCUGUUGCUAGAUGCGCGGCCUUCCUUCUUUCUUUGUAGGAUCAGGGCAUAUGUAGACAGUUUUAAAAGGAUCGUUAAGCAAUAAAUUUCUGGGAAAGUUGACAACGGAAGUUGGCAGGAGAAUACCAUUAAUGUUCAAUCCAACGUUGCCACCCAUAAAGGUUGAUUAAAUGUGUGGCUCGCAUUUGAGUUUAAUAUUUUAUGGUGAGUUAAUUGCCAUGUCUAUAACUUGAAUAUAUUGUUUGGAUUUGAGGGAAUAACGAAGCGCUUCGUGUGCAAUCCAAUAUUUUAAUCGAUUGAUUAUAAGACCAUUAAAUUUG
Messenger RNA from Bolinopsis microptera, 4224 nucleotides. RefSeq lists its product as uncharacterized. NCBI's taxonomy places the organism in Eukaryota, Metazoa, Ctenophora, Tentaculata, Lobata, Bolinopsidae. The record is from RefSeq and is a predicted model, not a curated record. Gene Ontology annotation, cellular component: membrane. The transcript has 26 exons. Bases 117 to 3080 code for a protein of 987 amino acids.